Schizophyllum commune H4-8 is the source of this 630-nucleotide messenger RNA. RefSeq lists its product as uncharacterized. The transcript has 4 exons. The record is from RefSeq and is a predicted model, not a curated record. Bases 190 to 408 code for a protein of 72 amino acids. Gene Ontology annotation, molecular function: DNA binding. Lineage: Eukaryota; Fungi; Basidiomycota; Agaricomycetes; Agaricales; Schizophyllaceae.
GGACUGGAUGCAGGCUCGACGGCUCCACGCUACGUACGUACCCCGCCCUCUUCCAAUUAGGCAAACGCGUGCAGCGUGCGCGCUCGCUAUCGAUGCGGAUCCAGCCCUAAAUUCGCCUCGCGACGAACCACUUCUUCCUUCCUACGCUCACCUUCGUCCCACUCACCCAUCACCACUCAACUUACUGCAAUGGCCCCCGACCCCCAGUGCAGCGCUCUCGCCGCCGCGAUGCACAAGAGCGGUCUCUCGUACGCUCAGAUCGCUGCGAAGAUCAACAAGCCUGAGCAGCAUGUUAUCGACGUCUGCACUGGCACCGUGAAGCCGACGGAAGCUGAGUUCAACGCUCUGGCUGGCGCCCUUGGGAUCAAGGAGAGCGUCCCCCAUACUGGCGUGCACUCCACCGCUUGAUUAUACUGUACGGAUCCUGGAACCAUGUAUUCUGCUGUAUCGCUCGAAGGAAAAUGGCAAUUGUAUCAACGAUUCACUCCUACUGCGAAGGGCUAUAACAAAGCCUCGGAGGGUGAAACCAAGAUCCUGUAUGACCCUGCCCUUCGAGAAGACGUAUAAGUAUCAACCAUUGUAAGUAUGCUUGAAUACUUGAUGAUACAAGGCGUCGUGAAUUUCCCUUGA